AUGUCUGGAGGUUGCCUGUGCCCUUCCAAGCCACCCCCGAAGCCACGGUACGCCGCUGUCCGCAGGCUUCUCCAUCCCGAGUCCUGCGACGCGUCCCCCGUCGUGCUCGACUCCUCCGCGCUGGUCCUCUAUUUCCCCGCGCCCGCCACCGUGACCGGCGAGGACGUGCUGGAGCUGCACGUUCACGGCGGCUCCGCCACCGUCAAGGCCGUCCUCGCCGCCAUCCCGCGCUGCCGCCGCCCGCCGCCGUCCGGAGGACGCAUCCGCUACGCCGAGCCGGGUCGAGGCCGAGGCGCUGAUCGACUUCUCCGAGGACCAGCACCUGGACGAGUCGCCGGCGGACUUGCUGGAGAGUGUGGCGCGGCAGGUGCGGGAGAUGCUGCAAGGGAUCCGGCUGCACGAGAGGGGAGGCGAGAGGAGCGAGCUGCUGCGGAGCGGGAUCCGGAUCGCGCUGGUGGGGCCGCCGAACGCGGGCAAGAGCUCGCUGAUGAACUUGAUAGUUGGGCGGGAGGCGUCGAUUGUGUCGGGGGAGGCGGGCACGACGCGGGACGUGGUGGAGGCGAGCCUGGAUAUCAGGGGGUACCUGUGCUCGUUUGCGGACACGGCGGGCUUCAGGACGAGGGAGGAGGGAGAAACAAGGCAAAAGAAGCGGAUGUCGUGGUCGUGCUGGCAUCUGUCGAGACGAGCGGUGCAGGCGAUGCUUAUAUACGACACGACGAGCAGACGCUACAACUAGCAGCCGAGGCGGACAGCUGUCUCGUGCUGGUCAACAAGCGAGAUGCCGUCGACCAAGAGACGCUGCAAGCCCUGCUCUCCGACUUCCAGAAGGAACUACGCGGCAAGCUGCAGGGCAUCAACGUCCACGCCGUGUCCUGCAAGGAAGCGCAGGGUGGCACCACCCACACCGUCGCGGUCGGCGGGGACACGCAGGACCCCGGCAGCGUCCACGCUGUCAUCGACGCGCUGGGUGCACGCUUCGCCGCCAUGACGACGCUCCCGGCCGAGCAGCAGGACCUCCUCGGCGUGACGGAGCGUCAGCGGCAGCUGCUGGCGGACUGCCGCGGCCACCUGGAGGCGUUCCUGGCGGAGGCGGAGGCGGAGGCGGCGGACAGCGUGCUGGCGGCAGAGUUUCUAAGGUACGCGGCGGACUGCCUGGCGCGCAUCACGGGACGGGGCGAGGGCGGCGACGUGGAGGAGGUGUUGGGCGUGGUGUUUGAAAAGUUUUGUGUGGGAAAGUAG
Messenger RNA from Cordyceps fumosorosea ARSEF 2679, 1239 nucleotides. RefSeq names its product mitochondrial GTPase. The record is from RefSeq and is a predicted model, not a curated record. Bases 1 to 1239 code for a protein of 412 amino acids. The transcript has 5 exons. Lineage: Eukaryota; Fungi; Ascomycota; Sordariomycetes; Hypocreales; Cordycipitaceae. Gene Ontology annotation, biological process: tRNA wobble uridine modification; tRNA methylation. Gene Ontology annotation, cellular component: cytoplasm; mitochondrion. Gene Ontology annotation, molecular function: protein binding.